AUGCCUUCACUUUUAUUUCCGACUGUUUGGUUAAUUUCUGGGUUUAUAAACGUAAAUAGUAUUAUUUGUAUUUAAUAUAAUGUAUCGUGAUAUAAUCGGCACGUGCAUAGAUUGAUGAACUGAUCAAAAAUCUUACGCGCUGCAAUGACUCGUCUGUCCACUGUGUGUCGGGCAGCGCUAGAAAGCUGAUUUAUCGUCGCUGUAAACUCAACUGUGUGGUCUGGGAGGGCAGAUGGCACUCUUUCUGAGAUCUGAUGGGUUGCUGGCAAGCAUUUCCGUAGUGUAGUUUUUAAUGCAUCAUGACAGAGGCUCCGCUGCCUGACUCGUCUGUCCUAAUUUCAAGCUAGACAAGCUAAAGCCAGACAUACAUUAUUUCACACACAGCAGGCAGUGCAGACGCAUGCACACAUUUAACUCCUCCGAAUGCGCGUCCUCUUCUGGAAUGAGAUCCGCUUUCAGUGAUAAAACACUUUUAAACGGAUUCGAUUAUCAUGUCAAAGCGGUGCAUGCUUUAAAUUUAUCCGUGUGGACGAUUCUGGGUCGAUAAUACAUGGUAAUACCAACGUUCCCGGAGACAAGGAUGUCGAAACGGCUGCGAAAUAGCGAAGUUUGUGCGGACUGCAGCAAUUCGGAUCCUCGCUGGGCGUCUGUGAACAGAGGAGUUCUGAUAUGUGAUGAGUGCUGCGGUGUUCACCGCAGUCUGGGUCGCCACAACUCACAAGUGCGGCAUUUGUCAAACACACCCUGGCCACCCACCCAGCUACAGAUGGUUCAGACGUUAUACAACAAUGGUGCUAAUGCAAUAUGGGAGCACACUCUGCUGGACCCGUCAUCCAUCACGAGCGGGAAACGCAAACCCAAUCCUCAGGAUAAAGUCCACCCUAACAAAACAGAGUUUAUAAAAUCAAAGUAUCAAAUGCUGGCUUUCGUCCAUCGUUUACCCUGUCGAGAUGACGACAGUACAGCAGCUGCUGAUCUAAGCAAGCAACUUCACUCCAGUGUUAGAACCGGCAAUCUUGAGACUUGCUUGCGGUUACUGUCGCUUGGGGCUCAGGCCAACUACUUCCACCCGGAGAAAGGGAACACCCCGCUGCACAUAGCAGCUAAAGCAGGCCAAGUGUGCCAGGCUGAGCUUCUCUGUGUUUAUGGGGCAGACCCUGGUGCUCCAGACUCCAACGGCAAAACGCCCAUCCACUAUGCAAGGCAAGCUGGCCAUCAGGACCUGGCAGACAGAUUGGUGGAAAUACAGUAUGAGCUCACAGACAGGCUGGCCUUCUAUCUCUGUGGGCGGAAACCUGACCACAAGAAUAGACAGCAUUUCAUUAUACCGCAGAUGGCGGAUAGAAGUCUGGAGUUAACGGAGUUUGCAAAAGCUGCAAAAAGAAAACUACAGUCUCUCAGUGAUCAUCUGUUUGAGGAGCUGGCGAUGGAUGUGUACGAUGAAGUGGAUCGAAGAGAGACGGAUGCAGUUUGGCUGGCCACUCAGAACCACAGCACCUUGGUAACGGAGACAACAGUUGUGCCUUUCCUUCCUGUAAACCCAGAGUACUCAUCAACACGAAACCAGGGAAGACAAAAGCUGGCAAGGUUUAACGCUCACGAAUUUGCCACACUUGUGAUUGAUAUUCUAAGUGAUGCAAAGCGACGCCAGCUGGGGAAUUCAGUCUCAAGUCCUAAAGACAAUGUUGAAGUAUUCUUCAAAAGCAUGGGUAGUCGUCACGGAAGUGAAAGCCAGGAAAUCGACCAGCCAGACUAUGACAGUGUGGCGUCCGAUGAGGACACGGACACUGAUUUACGAGUGGGCAAAGCAGAUAGAGCUAAGAGUCUGGACUCUGAUCAGUCCGAUGGACCGAUUUCUGUGCAGGAGUUCCUGGAGGUGAAAAAUGCCCUUUCAGCCUCGGAGGCCAAAAUUCAGGAAUUGAUGAAGGCCAACAGUAAUCUGAGUGAGGAGCUGAGAUUGAUGCAGAAAAAGCUGCAGUCUCUGCAAAGCGAGAACAGCUCUCUCAGGCGGCAGGUCUCCACUCAACAGCCCUAUCAGGCCCCUGGCGGCCCUGACCACCCUAAUCCCUCCAGUCCCUCCUCCUCUUCCUCCUCUUCCUCCUCCUCUGCCCUGAAACGGCACCUGUCUGCACGGGCGAGCCGCCCCAUGUCUAUGUAUGAAACCGGCUCUGGUCUGAAGCCCUUUCUCCCCAAGGGAGAGACUCCUUAUCCUGAGGAGACCUUCCCCACCCUGCAACCCUUCCCAACCUAUGCCUCCAGAUUUGACAAGCAGAGCAGUGUGUCCGAUGGUGACUAUGAUAACACGGUUAACGAAUCUGAUCUGGACGACUCUGGCUUUGGCCGAAGAUUUCGUCUGCGCAGCAGCGGCUGGAUGGGAGAGAGCGGCUCUAUACCUGAGCUGGAUGAUCACGAGUGUGAGCCUGACCCCAGUCUGCCCAGCACUGAAGACGUCAUCCGUAAAACUGAGCAAAUCACCAAGAACAUCCAGGAACUGCUGAGGGCUGCGCAGGAGAACAAGCAUGAGAGUGCACCAUGUGAGCAGAGGGAGAGUGUCCGCAGACUUAGACACAGUCUGGGUUGUUUCAGCACACUGGUGCCUUGGGCAGACAAACCCCCGUCUCCCAUGCAGUCCCUCGGCCUAAGAGCUCCCCACCCAGCCAACCCCAACAACCCUGCCUCCUGCUUUAUACCCUGCGCAGAAAGAAUACAUGUGGCUGUGAAUGAAAUGGCUGCCCUGUUCCCCAAGAGACCACGCUCCGAGACAGUGAGGAGCUCUUUGCGAUUGUUAACGUCCAGCGCAAACCGGCUGCAGAAUGAGUGUAAGAAAGCGUCUCCUCUGGAGAGCAGCCCUGCAGCCGAUGUGCAGUUGGUCACCCAGCAGGUCAUCCAGUGCGCUUAUGAUAUCGCCAAGGCUGCGAAGCAACUUGUUACCAUAACCACCAAAGAGAACAACUGAUCCUGCUUCCACCCAUUUCCACCUGUAAUGCAACCCUGGUGUUUUUAUCAGUAAUUAUUAGGUAUGUCACAUGAGGUUUUUUGUUUUUUUUACUUUUUUAUCUAAGGUGUAUUUGCAUGUUUUUAUUUUUAAUUUAAGGUGUCUGUUGUCAGUGUUGUUUGGCUUGAAGCCAUAAGAUUAAGCCUGAAAUGCUCUCAAGGGUUGUGUAAGGAUGUGUAUAUGUGUGGACCUGUGAAAGUGUAUUUGACUAGACGGCAGUUGAGAUGUUGUGGAUUGAGAAGGAUUUGAGCAGAAAUGAAUCAGCAAUAGAGCAGCCAAUCACUUACUAAAUAUUCAGUAAAUGCCUGACUCUUUGCACUAUUCUGAAAACUUUGACUACUUUUACCUCUUCAUAUUCAAACAUUUAGUACAUUUUUUUGUGGUUGUCUGUGUUGUUUUUGAAUUGUUAAAAUUCAAGCUUUUUUCAAUUAUCUUAGUUAAAUAUAUAAUGUAUAAUAAUAGUAAAAAAAAACUAUUGUACAAAACAUUCAGUUAAUGUGGUCAGGUAGACCAAGUUUAGGUACAGAUACAAUAAACUUGUAAUUAUAAAGAUGUCAAAUUAAGUAUGAAUUAAAAAAGAUCAUAUUUCAUUUCAUACCCAAGGUAAAUGCCUUUUUCUCGUUUGGAUAAAUCAGGUGGCUAUUAUUCAGAUUUACAGUGUGCAUUAGGGGUCAACCAAUUAUCGCCGUCGAUAUUAAGCAUUUGUAUGGUUAUCGGUCAUUUUCAAAACUGAUUUGCCGAUAAAAUAAUUUAAAAGCAUUUAAAGAGAGUUUUUGUCGGAGCCCUUAUUAUUCUUAAAUUUGACAUUAAUUUUCAUUUUUACACCAGACAUAUAUAUUGGCUCAAAAUAUUGGUUAUCUGUCUACUUGAUCAGUAAUAAUAGAUAUCGGCAUCGGCCCUGAAAAACACACAUUGGUCGACCCCUAGUGUGCAUUAAAAAAAAAUAAAUAAAUAAAGUGAGGAAAUGUUAAUUAACCUUAACCUCAUAUUUCAUCAGUUAUUUGGAGGUCAAAGUACAGUAUUUAAUUACACCUUCUUCUUUUUUUUUAAUACACUGCAGAUGAACAAUCUCCACCAGCAGAUACCGAUACUGUGUUUGUGAUGGUUUAGAUGCCUUUUUGGUUUUUUUAGAUAGUUCCUCAUAUUGUACAUUCAGUUCAGUGUUUUGGGCAGCUCUUAACUUCGCAGCUCUUUUUAUUUCCUCUCUAAGUAUUUUAGUCUAGCCUGAUCAGGUUAGUCUUACCAAACAGUUGUGCAGUGGACUGGUAGCUCAGUGUUAAAAUUCCCCUUGUUUGAGUGUUUGUAGUUGUUUAGAUGAACUGGCCUUCCACUCAUUAAUAUUAUUGCUAUGCCUGUGGUUAAAAAGAAAAUGUUUAUUUUUUAAAUAAACUUAAUUUAUAAUUUUGAGCUUCAAUUGUUGCUCCAGUGUUUUUGUUAAUAUCACAAACUGAGCCAUAUAUGAAUAAAGUGAAAAAUAAAAGACCUAAACCUCAUCCCAAAUUAUUUCUACUUAUGCUUGUUCUUUUUAUGUUCAUGUUUUGAAUGCCAAAAUGCAUUCUCUUAUCUAGGGGUGGGCGAUAUAUCUGUAGAGAUUUUGUCCUAUAGUCUUUUUAAGCAUUGUGGUUUAAAAACAAGUGAUUUUAUCUAAGGUGUAUUUGCAUGUUUUUAUUUUUAAUUUAAGGUGUCUGUUGUCAGUGUUGUUUGACUUGAAGCCAUAAGAUUAAGCCUGAAAUGCUCUCAAGGGUUGUGUAAGGAUGUGUAUAUGUGUGGACCUGUGAAAGUGUAUUUGACUAGACGGCAGUUGAGAUGUUGUGGAUUGAGAAGGAUUUGAGCAGAAAUGAAUCAGCAAUAGAGCAGCCAAUCACUUACUAAAUAUUCAGUAAAUGCCUGACUCUUUGCACUAUUCUGAAAACUUUGACUACUUUUACCUCUUCAUAUUCAAACAUUUAGUACAUUUUUUUGUGGUUGUCUGUGUUUUUGAAUUGUUAAAAUCCAAGCUUUUUUCAAUUAUCUUAGUUAAAUAUAUAAUGUAUAAUAAUAGUAAAAAAAACUAUUGUACAAAACAUUGUUAAUGUGGUCAGGUAGACCUAGUUUAGGUACAGAUAUAAUAAACUUGUAAUUAUAAAGAUGUCAAAUUAAGUAUGAAUUAAAAAAGAUCAUAUUUCAUUUCAUGCCCAAGGUAAAUGCCUUUUUCUCGUUUGGAUAAAUCAGGUGGCUAUUAUUCAGAUUUACAGUGUGCAUUAGGGGUCGACCAAUUAUCGCCGUCGAUAUUAAGCAUUUUUAUGGUUAUCGGUCAUUUUCAAAACUGAUUUGCCGAUAAAAUAAUUUAAAAGCAUUUAAAGAGAGUUUUUGUCGGUGGGCGAUAUAUCGGUAGAGAUUUUGUCCUAUAGUCUUUUUAAGCAUUGUGGUUUAAAAACAAGUGAUUUUAAGCCAUUGAAACACAAUCAGCAGCGAAAGAAAACUCAGAGAGGCAGGUGGUCAUUCAGUGCGGGAGUUAUUUUUUGCCGCUUUAUAGGGCUUAACCGGUUAAAUACACACACUCGCGUCAAAAUGCCCAUCUUUACAAGUAUCCUUGCAAAUACAGUAAUUUAGGUCUUAAGUGAAAGCAAACAGCUGAGAAAGAAAACAAAUGUGCAACAGCAUAUUGGAUCCGGCAGCUCUUAAAGUGACAGCGGUCUAAUAUUCCUGCUGUCUGUCAUUCAUGUUAAUCAAACAACAAAAAGAGAGAAAAUCUCGAAUAAAGAAGAAAUAUGUAUUUAAUUUACACC
This is a messenger RNA of Onychostoma macrolepis, 5763 nucleotides long. RefSeq names its product G protein-coupled receptor kinase interacting ArfGAP 2a (gene git2a). Gene Ontology annotation, molecular function: GTPase activator activity; protein binding. The transcript has 20 exons. Bases 551 to 2956 code for a protein of 801 amino acids. Gene Ontology annotation, biological process: brain development; regulation of ARF protein signal transduction. The record is from RefSeq and is a predicted model, not a curated record. NCBI's taxonomy places the organism in Eukaryota, Metazoa, Chordata, Actinopteri, Cypriniformes, Cyprinidae.